This is a messenger RNA of Salvia splendens (bonfire salvia), 1216 nucleotides long. RefSeq lists its product as uncharacterized. The coding region runs from base 258 to 1007 and encodes 249 amino acids. The record is from RefSeq and is a predicted model, not a curated record. Lineage: Eukaryota; Viridiplantae; Streptophyta; Magnoliopsida; Lamiales; Lamiaceae. The transcript is spliced from 4 exons.
GUGUGAAGUGAGUAUAAUCAAAAUCCCUUAAUCAUCAGUUAUACAAAUCCAGUGGAAUUAAUUGAAUAGUACCCGUUUCCUCUGAACCCUUGAAUCUGUUGUUGAGAAAUGAUUGUUUGAUUUGAUUUGGGGAAGGGAGAAGAAGAUUGAUAAUAAGGUUUAAGUUGGCGUUGCGAAGAGCAACCCCACAUGAGUGAGCGGAGCUCGAUCAGAGCUGCGGCGCUUCCAGUUCCAUUUCCAGCACAAUCGGAUAUAUAAUGCGUUGUGGUGGAUGUGGAUUGAGGUGGACCGAGAUUGAGGGUUGGAUUCGGGACUAUGACAACAUUCAGCGCCUCGCUAUCAAAUUGAUCUACGCUCAGAUUGUAUGCGCCUUAAUCGGAUCGCUGGGAGCGCUCUACAACGGCGUAUUGCUCGUCAAUUUGGGGAUUUCUUUGUUCGCACUCGUCGCCAUUGAGAGCAGCAGUCAGAGCCUCGCCAGGACUUACGCCGUCCUCCUCUUCUCCUCUAUUUUUCUCGACCUCUCCUGGUUCUUUCUCUUUUCUGACCAUAUCUGGAACAUUCCAUCUGAGAUUUAUGGAACCUUUGUUAGUUUGUCAGUGAAGCUCACACUAGCUAUGCAAAUUAUUGGAUUUUCAGUGAGGUUAUCAUCUUCACUGUUAUGGAUGCAGAUGUACAGACUAGGUGCUUCGUACAUGGACAACUCUGUUCAUAGAGAUACAGAUGUUGAUCUGAGGAAUAGUUUUCUCAGCCCUACAACUCCUCUAAUUCGACGUCCCUCUGGUUCUGAUGAUGUAAUUGGAGGUUCCAUAUAUGAUCCUGCAUAUUAUUCUUCUCUUUUUGAAGAUGGCAGAGAUAAUGCUUUCCUGUGUGAGGCUGGCCCAGGUCAUGGCAAUUCUGUAGGUAAUUCUGAAUCUACUGCUGAAACUGUUUAUCCAAAUGCAUCUCCAGGGAGACCUUUUCAUUCUAAUGAUGUUGAGAAAGAUAUAAGAAAGCCCCAGGUGGUCUGAGCCAAUUGCGGAUGAUUCUUUUUGUUUGGUGGAUCCGUUUUUCCUCAUUGAGAUGAGAUGAGUCUGAUAGAUAGGUGGAAAAGCAAGAUUUGUACAGAUAUCAGUCAUGUAUUCUUUUUGCAGCUAAAAUGUGAGGAGAAGAUUUGUUGUGUACAUGUAUGUUCCAACUAGUCUUGCUGUUGGUUUUUAACUAACCUCUUUAUCUUCCA